AUGACUGAAAUUAAAGGGCAAGUGAUUGAGGCCAUGCAAGAAUCUGGACUAAGACCUAUGGAAUCCUUUAAUUACAUGUCAAAUGAAGCUGGAGGAGAAGAUGCUAUUGGUCAUACAGUGAAAGACCACAUGAAUUAUUGUUAUAAGCUGAAAAUAAAGGCCAUUGAAGCAGGAGAUUCUCAAGUAGUUUGUGACAAAUUACAGGAAGCUUAUUCUGAAGACCCUAACUUCUUUUUCAGAGUAAGGUUGGAUGCAGAUGGAAGGGUUUGUAACUUGUUUUGGAGGGAUUCUAUGAUGCUUGAAGAUUACAAAAUAUAUGGGGAUGUCACUGUUUUUGACACCACAUAUAGGACGAAUCGUUACAACCUCAUUUGCGCACCCUUUGUAGGAAUAAACAACCAUUGGAAGAACACUAUGUUUGCUUGUUCUUUUAUUGGUGAUGAGACCAUAGAGUCAUUUGUGUGGCUAUUUGAAACCUUCAAAAAGGCAAUGGGUGGUAAAUGUCCUGUCUCACUAUUUACAGACCAAGAUGCAGCCAUGGCAGCAGCAAUACCCAAGGUAUUUCCAAACACUAGACAUAGACUAUGUCUAUGGAAUUUGAUUCAAAAUGCUGUAACAAGAUUUGGAAUUUUGAAGAGUGAUGACACAUUCAAAGCCGCUUUCACAAAAUGCUUGAGUGGUUGUAUAAACGAAGCUCAAUUUGAAGUAUGUUGGGAUUCAAUGAUGACAAAGUACAAGCUGAAAAACAACAGUUGGUUCAAGAGGUUAUACUCACUAAAGCAUAAGUGGUCAACAACUCAAAGUAAGGACUUUUUUUCCGCGGGAAUCUUGUCGUCACAGAGAAGUGAGAGAAAAAAUCAUGCAGUGGGAUUUAAAGCAAACAAGAAGACAAGUUUGACAGAUUUCUACGACAUAUUUCAAAAGACAGUGAAGACUUGGAGAAGGAAUGAGGAUUUUUAUGAGUUCAAUAGCACAAAAUCAAAUGCUUUUGGUGAAAAAAUACCAACAGUUCACUGA
This is a messenger RNA of Chenopodium quinoa (quinoa), 1017 nucleotides long. RefSeq names its product protein FAR1-RELATED SEQUENCE 5-like. The record is from RefSeq and is a predicted model, not a curated record. NCBI's taxonomy places the organism in Eukaryota, Viridiplantae, Streptophyta, Magnoliopsida, Caryophyllales, Amaranthaceae. The transcript has 2 exons. Bases 1 to 1017 code for a protein of 338 amino acids. Gene Ontology annotation, biological process: regulation of DNA-templated transcription.